Molecule: messenger RNA, 906 nt
Organism: Zymoseptoria tritici IPO323
Lineage: Eukaryota; Fungi; Ascomycota; Dothideomycetes; Mycosphaerellales; Mycosphaerellaceae
Exons: 1
Coding region: 1-906 (301 amino acids)
Cellular component (GO): kinetochore
Molecular function (GO): nucleic acid binding
Source: RefSeq, a predicted model, not a curated record
AUGACCUCCGCCGCCGCCGACGACGACGAAGACGACUACCUCUCCAUGACCUUCGACGCCCCUCCCACCACCAAAGUCAAAGAAUCCUCCCUCCAACGCAUCGCCCGACAGAAACGCGAAGCCGCCUCGCGCGGCAACAUCCUGCCCAAAGCCGAACGCGAAGCCCUCGACCGCGCGAAACUCGAGUCCGCUCUCACCACCGAGCUGGACACUGCGAAUCCCUCGAACAAAGGCGCGCUACUCAUGGCGAAAAUGGGGUUCAAAAAAGGCGAAGCGCUGGGUAAGAUGGAGGGAGCGAGGACGAGGCCGAUUGAAGUGGAGAUGAGAGAGGGGAGGGGAGGGAUUGGAUUGGAAGGGGAGAGGAAGAGGAAGAUUCGGGAGUUGGCGGGGGAGGUGGAGGGUGGGGAGAAGAAGGUGAAGUUGACGGCGGAGGAGUUUCGGGAGAGGAAUAGGGUUGAGGUGGAGGAGAGGAGGGUGGAGGGGAUGGUUUGGGGGGCUAUGAAGGUUUUGGAGGGGAUUGAGAGUGGUGAGGAUGGGGUUGGAGAGGGGAAGGAGAAACCGCUCAAGUCGGUGAAUGUGCUGUACCGUCCCUUGGUGAAACAGAGGUUGGAACGGGAAAGGGAGAGACGGAUGAGGUAUGAUAUGGAUCAGAGCUUGUCACGGAGUCGACAGUAUGAGGAGGAAGAAGAAGAUGAGAAGUUGGCAUACGGAGGCGAGGUGGAGGAGGAUCUGGAGGAGGAGGAUACCGACUUGGAAGCAUUCGAGGCGUUGGACGCAAAGGAGAAGUUGGAGAAGUUGGUGGGAUAUCUGAGGGAGGAGCAUCACUAUUGCUUCUGGUGCAAGUUCAAGUAUGAGGAUGCGGAGAUGGAGGGAUGUCCGGGUUUGAGUGAAGACGAGCAUGGUUGA